AUGGAGCUCUCUUCGUUCUUUCUACCUCAAAAUGAUCCUUCCAACAACAUCCCCAACAUGAAAAAAAUCGACAACAAUCUCAAUAAUCUCACCUCUCUAAAACACUUGACCAACAACAAAAAAUCUUUCAAAAUUGGAAUACAAAUUGACAGCAAAAAAGAAAUUAAAUUCAACAACAAUGAUUUAAUUAAUACUAGCCAUGAUGAUGAUUCAACUUCGGUUUUUACUAUAUCAAGAAAUACUUCGCUAUCCUCCUCCAAUAAUACCGUCACCAGUCAUUUUAACACCAGCACUACCGCUGAUAAUAAUAACAAUAUUAAUAACAACAAUAGCAAUAAUAACAAUAAUAACAAUAAUAACAAUAAUAACAAUAAUAGCAAUAAUAACAAUAAUAACAAUAAUAACAAUAAUAACAAUAAUAACGAUAUUAUUCUUAAUAAUGACGAUUCUUCUAUUAAAUCUUUAUUCCUAUCCACUCCUCCUUCACCUUCCGCAAACACUUUUCAAAACUACUCUCUCGAUUUCAACAGCAAUCCCAAAAGUUCUUCCAUAUUCGAUAACAACAUCAACACCUUGAAUCUAAAUGACCACUCCAUUCAAUUAUCCCCAAUCACUUCCUCCCUAGACCCUCCUCUAUUGCCAAACAAAGUCCAUCACAGACUACCUUCCAAUUUCAAUUCAAAAAGAAGAAUCUCUUCUCUACCCCUACUAAGCAGCCACUUUAAUAACCCUCUAAACAACCUAAACAACCUAAACACUUCAAAUUCUGAUUUAUACUCUCAAUCCUCUUUCAACCACAUCAACACUCACACAACCACAACACCUCCUCUCUCUUUGAAUAAUAACAAUAAUAAAAAUAACAACAAUCACAUCUCCAAAAACACAACAUCCAAUCCAAUCACUAACGCCGACAUCAAAAACGCAAAUCUAAAAUACUUCAAACGUAUUCUCAACGACUACAAAAAACUAGAUUCUGACCUAUCCAAAUUUAAUUCAAGAAAUGGCAUUCACAGAACAAACCUCCUAAGACUCUCCCUACUCUCCUUUCUACGUCUAAAAACUGACGACAUCUACAGAAGAGUCCCUCUAAAAUACUCCUCUUCCCCUGCCACCCAGGGCGUCCUCAUCUUAUCCAAAUGGUGGGAAGCCUUACUCUCAGUCCUAUCAAACAACAAACACCCAGUCUCCUCUGCUGAUAAAGCUGCCUACCUAGAAUGUAUCACCAGAAUCCUACCCAGAUACGAAUGGAAACUAACCUCAAAUUUCAACUCAAACAUGCCUUCAAACAUGUACCUCACCCUCCUAUCAAGAACCCUAUCUUACUCUAUCAAUCGCUUGAAUCUAAAAUCAAUCACCCUAUCAACUUCUGCCUUUGUGGGAAAAAUCUUCGCCUAUUCCUUCUUUUACCUCCCCAACGUCUCAAAUGCCUUGCUUUUCCUACUAAACGUCAAAUCUUCCUCAAUUCAAUCCAUCUACAAGAAAAAAUUCUUAAAUUUAUCCAAUAUCCAGCUAAAUGACCUAUCUUCAAUCCAAUCAAUUUUAAUUCAAAAAUUCCCAAAAUCAGUUCACUACCUAAUCGAUUUAAAUAAAAUUAUUAACUCUUUAUCCUCAAAUGGCCCUCAAACCUUUAUCGCCAACACCACUACUAAUUCCAAUCCCCAUUCCAAUUCCAAUUAUAAUAACUAUAACUAUAAUAACAAUAAUAAUAGCAAAAAUAAUAGCAAAAAUAAAAAUGAUAAAAUUUUGAAUGCCAUCUCUCCACCAAUCCAUCCCGUUAAAGGUAUCAAUGAUCCCACUGGCUCUUGGGUAUUCAAAUGGUCAAACAACAACAGCGAAGUAUUUGCCUCAUUCUUUCGUCACUAUCUCUUCCUAAUCUCAACCUUUAUCGUAGACGACAACUGCUCCUUUCCAAUCAACAAAUCCCUAAACAAUUACAACUCUCUACUUCUAUCCCCGGGCUUUCUCAUAAUCACUGCCCAUAUGUAUGAAAUCAUCACUUCAACCAUCUCUCUAUCCUCUUCAAAAUUCAAUUACCCCCAACAAAAUAAAUCUUCUUCAAAUAAAUUAUCUUUGAAUAACUUCUCUCAAACCUCAAACUCAAACUCAAACUCAAACUCAAACUCAAAUUCAAAUUCAAAUGGAAUACAACUAGAAACAAGCAUAACAAUGUCCUUUUUAAAUAACCAAUCCGACAUAUCCCCAAUCAACUCCAUAACAAAACUAUUUCAAAUCUUACGCGAUUUCCUAUACAACCCCUACGAUAUCAAUGAAAGAGGUCUAAGUAACCUAUUAAUCCAAAAUUUACACUUCCUACUAGAAACUUAUGCAUCAAAUGUCACAUCUUAUGACUUUAUCAAAUCUGGCAUAAUCCUAGACUUAACUCAGGAAUUUAUACUCAACGUCUGCUCAAUAGAUGAAGAUGACCAAAAUAAUGAUGACAACAUCCUACUCAAUAACAAUUUUAACCAAUACAUUAAUUGGGACUUUUGGAUCACCGCAAUAAAAUCGUUACUUCGAACCUCAAAUAUUAAUUCUCAACUAAAGGCCUUUUCUUUUUUAUUUAAUAUAUAUGACUAUAUUCCCAAUGAAUAUGCCGAUUAUUGCGAUAACCUCAUGUCUUCAUCUUCCUCCUAUAGCAACUUGUUUAAUAGUUUCAAUAAUUUCACUUUUAACCAAAAUAAUCAAUUAAUUAACGACCCUGAUCAACAUUACUCAAAAUGGAUCGUCAACUCAAAAGAGAGCUAUAAAUGGAAAAUCUCAACCUGGUUAUUAUCUAUAAAUAAUUGGAAAUUGUUCUUUUGCCAUUGGCAACCUUUAGUAAGAUCCUAUUAUAUCCGCUUAAUUGUCUGGAAAUUAGCUGGCUUGUCUGAUUAUAGAAACUAUUCCUCUUUCGAUGAUACUGAAGAAUCAAUCAAAAGAAUCAUUAAUAAUAGAUUGAAACUAUCUUAUGAUUCAAUUGCUACUUUGUGUGAUUGGGCAAAAGUUGGAGCCUGUAUAACGCCGGAAAUGUAUUCAUCCAACCCAAUCUUAAAUCGAAAAAUAACAAUCGGUCCAAUUUCUUUUAUUGCUGGUGGCUCAUCAUUAUCAAAUAUGAAUAAAGUCAACAAUAACGAUAAUAACAAUAACAACAACAGCAGUAAUAAAAAAAUCAACGAUUACAAUAAUAUUAAUAUCAAUGAUAAUAACAAUGGCAAUCACAGUUUACUGAAGGAAGAUAUUGAACAUAGAUUGAUAAAUACAGUUGUAUUCAACGAUAUUGUCCCAUCUGCAAGUACUAAAAACUUUAGGAAAAUCCAUUCAUAUGAAAUCUUUGAUGACGCAGUUUAUAGUUUCUCACCUAGUUCAUCUGCUUUGCAAAUGGGCGUGACUGGAAGAGAUAAUAACGAUGAAUUUUUUGGAAAUAAUUUUUCAUCAUCUCAAAGUAUUUACAGUACAUCAAAUAUGAUAAGCGGCCGGUUUUCAUCUAAUUUUCUGAGUAAUAGCACCAAUCAAUCAGUAAAAAGUAACAACAUUCUAUCAUCUAUUGGAGCAGCACUAAGAUUCUUUAGAAGGAAUAAAAAUAAUUAUACAUCAUCAUCAUCAUCAUCAUCAUCACCAUCACCAUCAUCAACUUUCUCUAGUUUUGGCUCACCAUCUGCCAAUUUACCAAUGGGUAGUUCAAGAAGUCGUAUUACAUUUAGCAACUCUGCACCACUGACACCUCAGACUCAAAGAAUGAGUAGAAGAUUAACGUUUAUAAAUGGGUUUAAAUCAGUUCAAUCAUUUGCAUCUAUAAGCAGUUCCCGAACCAAUAGUUCUCGAACUACUAGUUCUAGAUCAACAAGUCCAAGUAUUUUAUCAUCAGGGUUUUCAACGCCAUCAUCGGCUACAUCAUUUGAAGAUUUAUCAACAACAUCAGACGAUUCUUCAAGUUUUUUGUCUAAGAAGCGUUCAGGAAUUUUGGGAAAUAAAACAUAUAAAAAAUUGGGAGCGAUUGCCGAAUCACCAAAUUCAAUGAAUACUAUUCCAUUGCCUCCAGAAUUUCAUAAAAAGGCACCAGAUAUUCCAAGACCAUCAUUUAAAUUUCAAUUGGUAUUUUCGGAAGAACAGAUUCAAACUCAAUUGUCAAUAAUAAACAGCAGAAACAAAAAGUUUUUUAAUGUUAAUGAAUUUAAACAGAAUAAAUUUCCAGAGUAUCCAAGUUUGCCGUUUGAUAAGAAAAAUAACUCGAGGUUAUAUGAGAAUCUUGAGACGGAUGAUGAAGACAAUGAAGAUAAUGAAGAUAAUGAAGAUAAUGAAGAUAAUGAAGAUAACGAGGACAGUUAUGAUAGACAUGGUAUUAUAAUGAGCAAUAGAAACUCACUAUCAACCUAUCAUCAAAAUCCCAAAAUGUUGGAAAGGAAAACUAUAAUAUCAAUGAGCAAAAUAUGGGGAAAUGCUGGAAAAUCAAUAAAUGAGUGGAAUGAAAUUGUUGGUGAAUAUGAAGAAUUUUUGAGCAAGUCAGCAAAUAAUUUUGGUAAACUGAUGACGCGAAAAGCUGCUCCAUUACUAUUAGCAGAAGCUCCAGAGAAUAAAAUUAAUGCAUCCUGA
Molecule: messenger RNA, 4569 nt
Organism: Ascoidea rubescens DSM 1968
Lineage: Eukaryota; Fungi; Ascomycota; Saccharomycetes; Ascoideales; Ascoideaceae
Product: DUF1765 domain-containing protein
Exons: 1
Coding region: 1-4569 (1522 amino acids)
Source: RefSeq, a predicted model, not a curated record